Molecule: messenger RNA, 2511 nt
Organism: Aphanomyces invadans
Lineage: Eukaryota; Oomycota; Saprolegniomycetes; Saprolegniales; Verrucalvaceae
Exons: 9
Coding region: 1-2511 (836 amino acids)
Molecular function (GO): protein binding
Source: RefSeq, a predicted model, not a curated record
AUGGCGACGGCGCUGUUGCUGCACGCGUUCUACGCGUCGUGCAUUGCGGACGACUCACCACAGAUUCGAUCCAUGUGGCUCAAGCGACUACAAAUCAUCUCGCCGCCACAUGCAGCGGACCUCCAGCUGCUGAUACAUGCCGUGGAUGUGCGGCAAUUGCGUCCAGAAUUAGCUUCGUGGAACAUACACCACGAACGGUGGGGCUGCUUUCGCGAGCUCGUAUCGUUCCUUCGUGAUGUCCCAAAAGAAGGCCUUCGGUACAUGACGAUUCAGCCAUUGCAUUUGCAAACCCUCCUCGGCCAAGCUAUGGCCUUUCAAGAGAUAAGCGCCACUGGACGUCCAUUCGCAGAAGCUAGCGACACUUCACUUGCGCUGGUGGAAUCGACGAACGGCGAAAUGCCAGCAUGGGACUGCUUCAACUCGAGCUGGUCUAGCCUGCAUCGGCGCUUUACACCUGCAUCAUUGUACUUGGACGGCGAAUCCAGGCGUGGCAUACGACGAGUCAGUCACGUCACUCCAAUGCCAAGAAGCUCGCUUCCAUCGCGGCAGACGCCACCUUGGCCCACAACGACCGUGAGCGAUGACUUGACUCUGCCUGUGCUGUCGCAGCCCGUUCCGGUCCUCCAGGACUUCAGCUGCCAAACCGAUCCUGCAAGCAUAUGCCACCGAGCCAGCCAAACCAAGACGACGUUGGUUUCCACGAUAGCAACUACUCAAACGGACACUCCUCCUGCGGUACACCACCAGUUUGUCCAAGCUAGUCUUCAUGUCGACAGCCAACACAGCCAAACCCAAACGACGAUGCUUCCAACUCGCCACACCCCCACCCAGACAAUUGCCACAGCGAACGAGUCGUCAUCGACCCAAACCAUUCCCACGAGUGCAACGCAUAUCGCUUGCCAAACGGUGGAGAGCAUGCCUGUAGCGAGGUGGGAUACGACCAAGAGGGCAGCAACCAGCGACAACGCUCCGAACAAUCAAGCUGAGGGCCGGCCGAUGUUGAAAAAUGAACAAGCCGAGUCGAGCUGCUGCCUCGAAGAGCCGGAAGAGAGCGUUGACGGCGAUAAAGUGGAGGUUGGGUCGAACAGAGGCGACGACAAUCUCAAUACAACUUUGCGGGCGCAAGCGCCGCCAGUGGAUGUCCCCAGUUCUCAGUGGGAGACCAUUGCGAUCGGGCAGGGGGCGCCUCCGUCGAGCCCCGCCGCCCCUUCACGAAAUGACAUGAUUCGGUUGUCCGAGGCGUGGAGCCAGAUAGACGCCGUCCCGUCAAGGCCGCUCCAAGUCCAGCCAUGCGCAAAACCUCCUCGCGAUGUCGAAAGCGCGUCUCCUGCUAUGAUUUUAUUGACGCAGGCUGUGGUGACCAGCCAAAAUUCGCGUUUGAGUUUCCGACAUGAAUCGAGGCCAAACGCGUGGAUGGGCGAGUCGUCAUUGGUAAAAUCCGACCAGGCCCAACUGACACCACCACAAGGGCCACCACGACCGCAGCCGCGCCAGCCACUCCGUGUCGGCGCGACCAUGGCAUUCGCACAAGAGGAACGUGCUGCUAUAUUAAGAGCGACUGUCAUUGCCGAGUCGCGGGAGUCCCAGGCGAUUCGCGCGAUGUCCAUCAGCCACAGCGGCAAGUACAUUGCGAUGGGAACGAAUGCCCGUGUGCUUCGCGUGCUCAAUAUUCACGAUGCGAUCGGCAAAGCAGCUAGCGGACUUCCGUUGGCAACUCGGCAACUUUUGCCCGUCGUCAGCGAGCACUACAAGCACCACAGCGGCCCGAUCUACUGCCUAGCGUGGCAUCCACGGGACGUGGUGGUUGCGUCGGUAGGGUCAAGCGACGGCUCCAUUCAUCUCGCCAAGCCGUUUGCGCUGGACGCUGCACCUGUCGGCUUGUCGGGCCACCCAGGCAAAGUUCGCGCCGUGCAGUUUUGUCCACAGAAUGGACACAUCGUCGGGUCUGUUGGGUCAGGGGAUGCGCUCGUGCGUAUUUGGGAUGCGCACGCGGUCCAAGCGGCACCGAUCAUGCAGAUGCAUGGCCACGUCGGGGAGCUCACUUCAUUCGAGUUUGCGAGAGCAGGGGACGUUUGUGUCACGGGGUCCCAGGAUCGCACGGUGCGGUUGUGGGACCUUCGAAGCGAGGCGAGUCAAAGCAUUCUGCAGGGGACAUCGCCAGUCCAAGCCGUCACGUGCCAUCCCCGCCAAGCCGACUGGAUCGCGUCGGGGCAUAGUGACGGGUCGUGCUUGGUUUGGGAUCGGCGACAUGCUGCCUCCCCACUGGCUACGAUGCGCCACCACGGCAAGGAGUGCCGGGUCGUGGCAUGGCAGGGCCCUUCCUCCAACGACAGCUUUCUCUUGACCGGGUCGUUUGAUGGCACAACGUGUGUGGUCACCGACAAAUGGACAGUGCUCGGGACGUUCCAAGAAAACGACGACAUGAUUUUGCAAGGCCAGUGGCAUCCAUCCGUUCCCGCGUUUGCAACGUCGGGUGGCGACAAAGCAUUGAAGCUGUGGAAGUUGUCUUAA